AUGCUGGCCAGGAAGAAAUCCUUCACCAGUGCCAUCAUUGGGGCACUGGUGGCACUCUCCAUCAUCGCCCUGGUUCUCAGCCUGGUGAGGGUUGAAGAUGUGACGCUGCCUGCCACGGUCAAGUAUGGGAUGGUGUUUGAUGCAGGCUCAUCCCACACCUCUCUGUUCGUGUACCAGUGGGAUUCGGACAAGGAGAACGACACUGGAGUGGUCAGCCAGACCCUGUCCUGUGAUGUGCAGGGGCAAGGCAUAUCAAGCUAUGCCAACAAUCCCCCUGAAGCUGGCAAUUCCCUAAGGGAGUGCUUGGAUAAAGCCCUGCAGGUUAUUCCUGCUGAGAAGCAGAGGGAUGUCCCAGCUUAUCUUGGAGCAACAGCUGGCAUGAGGCUGCUGAGGGAACAGAACAGCUCAGCAGCAGAGCAAGUCCUGGCUGAGGUUGCUAAAACCAUGCAGGAGUACCCAGUGGCUUUCAAAGGGGCUCGGAUCCUCACAGGAGAGGAGGAGGGGGCCUAUGGCUGGAUCACCAUCAACUACCUGCUGGACUCCUUCACCAAGUACUCUCCCAAAGCGCACGCCUGGCUUCGUCCGGAGGCAGCCAACAUUUUUGGGGCACUGGAUCUUGGAGGAGCAUCCACCCAAAUCACCUUCAUGCCCGAAGGUUCAGCCCUGAGCCAGAAUGAAGGCUCUGAGCUGACCCUGUACGGGUACAGGUACAGGAUCUACGCUCACAGCUACCUGUGCUACGGGCAGGACGAGAUGCUGAAGCGGCUGGCCCAGGAAUUGAUUGUGGGCUCGUUCCCCAGCACCCGUGUCCUGCACCCCUGCUACCCCAAGGGCUACGAGGAGCCGGUGUCGCUGUCGUGGCUCCGCGCCAGCCCCUGCACGGGCAGUGUCCCGGGGGACAGCGCGGUCACCCUGGAGGGCAGCGGCGACGCCAGCGCCUGCCUGGCAGCGCUCAGGAGCCUCCUCAACCUCUCGGCGUGCGGCCACAGCCAGGACUGCGCCUUGGACGGUGUCCCCCAGCCCCCGCUCCGGGGACGCUUCAUCGCCUUCUCUGCCUUCUACUACAACUUCAAGUUCCUGAACCUGACGGAGGGGCAGCCGCUGGCCGCGGUCAGAGAGGCCAUCGAGGGGUUCUGCAGCAGGAGCUGGCAGGAUCUCUCUUCCAGCUACCCCACAGAGAGCCCCAAGCGCCUGCCCAGGUACUGCGCCAACGCCAACUACAUCCUCACCCUCCUGCUCCACGCCUACAAGUUCAACGAGAGCAGCUGGAGCAACAUCUGCUUCCAGAUGAAGGCCGGGGGUGCUGACGUGGGCUGGACGCUGGGGUACAUGCUGAACCUCACCAACAUGGUCCCGGCCGAGGCUCCAGCCAGGCUGAAGGGCCACAGCUCGUCCCUGUGGGCUGCAGCCAUCGCCUUCAUCAUCCUCACGCUCGUCCUGGGGCUCGCUGCCCUGCUCCUGCAGCUGUGGGUGUAG
This is a messenger RNA of Melospiza georgiana, 1476 nucleotides long. RefSeq names its product ectonucleoside triphosphate diphosphohydrolase 8-like. Gene Ontology annotation, molecular function: GDP phosphatase activity; UDP phosphatase activity. NCBI's taxonomy places the organism in Eukaryota, Metazoa, Chordata, Aves, Passeriformes, Passerellidae. Gene Ontology annotation, biological process: nucleoside diphosphate catabolic process. Bases 1 to 1476 code for a protein of 491 amino acids. Gene Ontology annotation, cellular component: plasma membrane. The transcript is spliced from 9 exons. The record is from RefSeq and is a predicted model, not a curated record.